UAGCGCUCGGGGCAGGGCCACUCGGCCUGCGGCCUUUGCACUUGGCUGGAAGCUGGCAGGCGAUCACGGUUGAUUGGCUCGGGUGCGGUCCAAGGACAGCACCGCCUUCGGCGGGCCGCCUAGGAUGAUUGGCUGCUGCAGACCCACCCCCUUGCCGGUUUGCGGGGCGGCGAAGCCUGGAUUGGUGGAGCUAAGAGCUGGCUCAGUUGCAGCGCUGGCUCUUCGUGCAGAGCAGAGAUGGCGACUGCGACUCGGCUGCUGGGGUGGCGUGUGGUGAGCUGGAGGCUGCGGCCGCCGCUUGCCGGCUUCGUUUCCCAGCGGGCCCACUCGCUUUUGCCCGUGGACGAUGCAAUCAACGGGCUAAGCGAGGAGCAGAGGCAGCUUCGUCAGACCAUGGCUAAGUUCCUUCAGGAGCACCUGGCCCCCAAGGCCCAGGAGAUUGAUCGCAGCAACGAGUUCAAGAACCUGCGAGAAUUUUGGAAGCAGCUGGGGGACCUGGGCGUAUUGGGCAUCACAGCCCCUGUUCAGUAUGGCGGCUCCGGCCUGGGCUACCUGGAGCAUGUGCUGGUGAUGGAGGAGAUAUCCCGAGCUUCUGGAGCAGUGGGGCUCAGUUACGGUGCCCACUCCAACCUCUGCAUCAACCAGCUUGUACGCAAUGGGAAUGAGGCCCAGAAAGAGAAGUAUCUCCCGAAGCUGAUCAGUGGUGAGUACAUCGGAGCCCUGGCCAUGAGUGAGCCCAAUGCAGGCUCUGACGUUGUCUCUAUGAAGCUCAAAGCGGAAAAGAAAGGAAAUCACUACAUCCUGAAUGGCAACAAGUUCUGGAUCACUAAUGGCCCUGAUGCUGACGUCCUGAUUGUCUAUGCCAAGACAGAUCUGGCUGCUGUGCCAGCUUCUCGGGGCAUCACAGCCUUCAUUGUGGAGAAGGGUAUGCCUGGCUUUAGCACCUCUAAGAAGCUGGACAAGCUAGGGAUGAGGGGCUCUAACACCUGUGAGCUAAUCUUUGAAGACUGCAAGGUUCCUGCUGCCAACAUCCUGGGCCGUGAGAAUAAGGGUGUCUAUGUGCUGAUGACUGGGCUGGACCUGGAGCGGCUGGUGCUGGCUGGGGGGCCUCUCGGGCUCAUGCAAGCGGUCCUGGACCACACCAUUCCCUACCUGCACGUGAGGGAAGCCUUUGGCCAGAAGAUCGGCCACUUCCAGUUGAUGCAGGGGAAGAUGGCUGACAUGUACACCCGCCUCAUGGCGUGUCGGCAGUAUGUCUACAAUGUCGCCAAGGCCUGCGAUGAGGGCCACUGCACUGCUAAGGACUGUGCAGGUGUGAUUCUUUACUCAGCUGAGUGUGCCACACAGGUAGCCCUGGAUGGCAUUCAAUGUUUUGGUGGCAAUGGCUACAUCAAUGACUUUCCCAUGGGCCGCUUUCUUCGAGAUGCCAAGCUGUAUGAGAUAGGGGCUGGGACCAGCGAGGUGAGGCGGCUGGUCAUCGGCAGAGCCUUCAAUGCAGACUUUCACUAGUCCUGAGACCCUUUUCUGCACCUAGUGGCCUUUCUUGGGAAGUAGAGAUGUGGCAGCUCUCCCACCCUGCCCACAGCAGGCCCUCCUGCCCAGCUGCUCUUGUCAGCCCUCUGGCCUCUGGAUGAGGUUAAGUUCUCCACAACAACUCCCAAGCAUCAUGGGCCUCACAGCAGGGCCUGUGCCACGACUAGUGUUCUGUGACUUAAAAUGGACUCAGCAGGAAGCAUAUUGUCUGGGGAUUGUUGGGACAGGUUUUGGUGACUCUGUGCCCUUGCUCUCUAACUUCUGAGCCCACCUUCCAGGGUAGGCACCUGGGGGCAUGCAGGUACCCACCUCUUUCUUUUGGGUGAGCCUCUGGCAGGGAGAUCUCUCUGCUCAAGCACAGCAGAAUCAUGGCCCCUCUCCAUGAAUUGGAACUUGGUACAGAUUAAGUAUCCCUAAUCCUGAAAUCUGAAACACUCUGGUUCCAAGCAUUUUGGAUAAGGCAAAUUCAACUUGCAGUCUCUUUUCUGGGGGAAAAAAAUAAUAAACCUAGCCUAGCCAGGCGUGGUGGCUCACGCUUGUAAUCCCAGCAGUUCAGGAGGCCAAGGUGGGUGGAUCACCUGAGGUCAAGAGUUCAAGACCAGCCUGGCCAACAUGUGGAACCCUCGUCUCAACCAAAAAUAGAAAAAAUUUAGUUGGGCAUGGUGGUGGGAGCCUGUAAUCCCAGCUACUUCAGGAGGCUGAGGCAGGAGAAUCACUUGAACCCAGGAGGCGGAGGUUGCAGUGAGCUGAGAUUGUGCCAUUGCACUCCAGCCUGGGCGACAAGAGCAAAACUCUUCAAAAAACAAAACAAAACAAAACAAAAAACCUGGCCCUUGCUUCUUCCAGUUUCUAGAGGUAUCAGCUUCUAGCAGCUUAUGAACACAUACGCUUGCUUGGCCAGGCAGGGUGGUGUGUGCCUGUAAUGCCAGCACUUUGGGAGGCCCAGGCAGGAAAAUCACUUGAGCCCAGGAGUUCAAGGCUGUAGUGAGCUAUGAUGAUACCACUGUACUCCAGCCUGAGCAACAGACUGAGACCCUGUCUCUAAAAAUAAAAAUAAAUGAUGGCUGGGUGCCAUGGCACAUGUCUGUAAUCCCAGCACUUUGGGAGGCCAAGGCAGGUGGAUCACUUGCACUCAGGAGUUCCAGACCAGCCUGGCCAACAUGGUGAAACCCCAUCUCUACUAAAAAUACAAAAAUUAGCCAGGGGUGGUGGUGCACGUCUGUAAUCCCAGCUACUCAGGAGGCUGAGGCAGAGAAUUGCUUGAACCCGGGAGGCGGAGUUUGCAGUGAGCCAAGAUCACACCACUGCACUCCAACUUGCGCGACAGAGCAAGACUCUGUCUCAAAAAAUAAUAGGCCGGGCGUGGUGGCUCAUGUCUGUAAUCCCAGCACUUUGGGAGGCCGAGGCGGGCAAAUCACAAGGUCAGGAGUUCAAGACCAGCCUGACGACCAACAUGGUGAAACCUCGUCUCUACUAAAAAUACAAAAAUUAGCCGGGCCUGGUGGCGCACACCUGUAAUCCCAGUUACUCAGGAGACUGAGGCAGGAGAAUCGCUUGAACGCAGGAGGCGGAGGUGGCAGGAGCUGAGAUUGCGCCAUUGCACUCCAGCCUGGGCAACAGAGUGAGACUCUGUCUCAAAAAAUAGUAAUAAAAUAAAUGAACACACAUGCUGCUAAGAGUCUGCAGUGGGGCAGAGCAGAGGACGGCAUGCUUUUGUGUGCUACUGGAAGACUGGCUCCUCCUGUACAGCACCUCUGAGCCCUUGUGCACCGCCCUGCCACGGGCACCUUCCAGUCCUGGCCAUGUGACCACCCACAGCUGACUGGGUAGCAGGCAUAGGCCCUACCCAAGCAGGCCGGAGUUGGCUCGCCUGACUCCAGCUGAGGCUGCCUGUGUACAUUUCUCCAGAUACCCUAUGGCUAAUUUUGUUAUAACUGCACAGUGGCUGCUGCCAUUUUGUAUUAAAUAUAUUGUGAAACAAACCCAUCUGCUUCUAAACCAGUGAUUUUGGGGAGAAGCAAUCUACUUGCCGCUGCUUCCUGUCUGGAUCCAGCUUGUGUCCUUGGAGAGUGGCUGGUCCAGGUCCUAUUCCUGUCCGCCAGCCCGUUCUUUCAUGAGGGACAGGAAGGUAAAAUCAGCCCUUAGGAUAGAGGUCUCAGCCUCCCUUUCCCAGAUCUCCCAGUGAGUUUUAACGGAAGCAGGGAGCCCAGAGUGCUAAGUUCUUACAGCCAGAAAGAAGCUUAUAGAUUUCUGAAAACCGCCCCUAUGUUUUUAAAAAGAUCAACACAAUUUGACUUUCUCAAGGUCAAAACGAACUAGAAUCCAGAUCUGCUAGUGGGAAAAAUGGAGGUGUUCUGAGAAUUCCAGCUUUGGGCCCCACUGUACAACAGUCUGGAUAGAGUGUGAUCUGAGAAGGGAAUGGGUCUGUGUUGUUCCACCCCUUCUGAGUUCCAAAAAGAGGGAACUGGUUUUCUUGGCUCUCAGCCCAGCAGCGCCUAUCCUGGCUUUUGGUCCUGGCCUGCAGCCAAGUGCUGUUCCUAGCCUGAGGCUUGAGACAGGUGGGGUUAGCUCCUCACCAACCCCAGUUCAGUCCCAUCCUGAGGGCAAGAUCUUGGCCUCAUAGGCAGUGCCUUUCACUUCCUUGUCUUGCUCCCUGCUGUGUUGGAGAUGAAUGUGAUUAAAAGGGCCAUCUUGCUGGCUUAAUGUGUGGCUGGAGCGACCAGCCUGGAGACAAUGUGGCAAAAUGGGGUGCUUCAUCCAGUCUGUCUAAGCCCUGUCGACUUGGGGAGGCGAUUUCUUUCCUGAUUCUGUAUGUGAAGCAAAAUAAAUGUUUUAAAAUUAAAAGCAAAAAACCAAAAUGAA
Symphalangus syndactylus (siamang) is the source of this 4395-nucleotide messenger RNA. RefSeq names its product isovaleryl-CoA dehydrogenase (gene IVD). The record is from RefSeq and is a predicted model, not a curated record. NCBI's taxonomy places the organism in Eukaryota, Metazoa, Chordata, Mammalia, Primates, Hylobatidae. Gene Ontology annotation, biological process: L-leucine catabolic process. Gene Ontology annotation, molecular function: 3-methylbutanoyl-CoA dehydrogenase activity; flavin adenine dinucleotide binding. Gene Ontology annotation, cellular component: mitochondrion.